This is a messenger RNA of Heterostelium album PN500, 1278 nucleotides long. RefSeq lists its product as uncharacterized. The record is from RefSeq and is a predicted model, not a curated record. Lineage: Eukaryota; Evosea; Eumycetozoa; Acytosteliales; Acytosteliaceae. The coding region runs from base 1 to 1278 and encodes 425 amino acids. The transcript is spliced from 4 exons.
AUGAGUGUUGUUAAGUUUGUUAAAACUGGUUGGUGUUUUGGAAGUGGUGAUGGUGUUGGUAUUUGCGAUGAAUUUCUUCUGGAUGCCGAUCGUAAUGAAGGUGUCGACGAUGAACGUUUACUCUUGAAGAGCAUUCGGAUGCCAGACACAACAACCGAUGCUACGGCUGCGAAUACUAACGCCACCCAGAGAAGCGCUAGCCAGUUCGGCAGAAAGUUCAUGCUUUUAGUAUUGGUUUUAUUAGCACUAUCUUUUACAUUUAAUAACGUGUGUUUAGCGGAUGCUAAAGAUAAGGAUAAAGAUCAAGAUCAAUUUAGCGAUGUACUUGUUACUUUAAGUAGAUUCUCGGACGAUAGUGUAAAUGGUACUAUCAGUGGUGCUGUACUUGCAAAUGUUACCGCUUUGAUUAAGGGAGAGAAUAAUGAUACUGUAGAGGGUUUGAUGAAUGGUACAAUCACCGCAGUUGUAACUGGUAGUUAUAACAGCACUGCCAAUGAAACUGUAAUUUCACUGGUCACUGGUGAUUUCACAGGUACACUCAAUGGUACGGUAAAAGGAACCGAAGAUGUGAAUGUCACUGUUGUAGUCACAGGUAUAGUGAAUGGUACUCUAAUCGGUUCAUCAAACGAUACUAUAAUGAUCGGUAAAUUAGUUCUCAAACUAAAUGGUACUGUUAAUGGUACAAGUGUUAAACCAACACCGACAACAACAACUACAUCAACAACAGCAAGUGGAAGUUCAUCAGAUGGAGGUAAAGCAGGUGGAAGUGAAUCAGGUGGAGGUAAAGCAGGUGGAAGUGAAUCAGGUGGAGGUAAAGCAGGUGGAAGUGAAUCAGGUGGAGGUAAAGCAGGUGGAAGUGAAACAGGAAAGACAGUAGAUAAUAAAGGUUUAAAAUUAGAUCCUUCAUCAAUGACAGGAAAUGGUUUCGUAAGAACGAUCUCUUUUGUACGACUUGGAUUACAAGAUGAAGAUCCAACUUUGGCCAACGUUACCGGUACCAUCACCGUUGAAUUCAAUAGUACGAUCAACGGUACAUUAGCAUUCAUACCUGAUGCCACUAAAGAGCCAUCUGGAAAAAUAGAAGAAUCAGAUGAUAAUCCAUAUCCAACAUCUGCAGGAUAUAUAAGUCUUACAACUAUCGUUUACACUCUUGGUGGAGCAUGUGUUCUAUUUAUUGGAUACUUAUUCUUCAGAAGAAUGAGAGUAGCUAAAACAACAACCAAGACCAACAGAUCUCGUAAUGGUGACUACGAAAUGUUGAACCAAAUGAGAGAUUAG